This is a messenger RNA of Clupea harengus (Atlantic herring), 1425 nucleotides long. It is a transcript of the gene hmgxb4b, whose product is annotated as HMG domain-containing protein 4-like. Bases 127 to 1140 code for a protein of 337 amino acids. The transcript has 8 exons. Lineage: Eukaryota; Metazoa; Chordata; Actinopteri; Clupeiformes; Clupeidae. The record is from RefSeq and is a predicted model, not a curated record.
UUGUUUAGUCAAGGUUCUAGUGUUUUUUUGUGAGAAUGCUGAAUUUAUUGUUGGACUGUUGAUAGGUGUCAUCUGUGACUUUCAUGACGUGCUCUACUUGUUUAUUAGCACGUACAUGUGACAGUAAUGUGCCUUUGUGGUCCAGCACGGUUCCACUCAUACCAUCGUUUCUCUUUCUCCACGUCAGGACACUAUGAUGGACCGAUGGGGAUCAUGGGAGACAGCUCCUCCUCGGCCGAUGAGCUAGAGGCCGGCGAGCUGGUCAUCGACGACUCCUACGCCCAGCUGGCCAAGAAAGCCAAGAAGAGCAAGAAGAGCAAAAAGAAGAAGGAGAGGGAGAGGGAGAAAAAGCACUGCCUGAAAGGGGUCAAGAAGGGGUCAAAAGGAGGCAGCUCUCACUCCUCCAGCAUAGCCAAUGGCAGCGGAGGAUACGGGGCUUUUGGGAAGGCGUCCUCGGAGUCGGCGAACCACCGCCCGAGCGACAAGAAGAAGAAGAAAGACGAGAAGGGUCGGGACAAAUCGGAUAAAGAAAAGACAAAAAGGAAGUCAUCUGGUAUGACAGCAUACCAGAUAUUCUGCAAGGAAUACAGAGCCAGUAUCAACAUCGAGCAACCAGGCUUAGAUUUUGGCGAGUUGAGUAAAAAGUUAGCAGAUGCAUGGAAGCAGCUACCAGAGGGAGACAAAGAAGUGUGGAAGGAGCGGGCGCAGUACCUGCAGCACAAGCAGCAGAUGAAGACGGGCAAAUCUGCCCCCCAGUCCAGUUCUAAUGCAGCUAAAGCAGACAAGCCCAAAGCCGUGAAGAGGGUGGAGAGCCGACCGGAGCCCCUACAGGCCAAUGGGAUGUCUGCGGAGGCGGAGCCUUCCCCCUCUCCGGUCAGGGUUCCGGAGGUGGACCCCAUCGAUGCCGCCGCCCACCUGCAGCUGCUGGGAGAGUCGCUGUCACUGAUUGGCUGCCGACUGCAGGAAACUGAGGGCAUGGUGACCGUCUCAGGCAGUCUGUCUGUGCUGCUGGACGCCAUGCUGUGCGCCCUGGGCCCUCUAGCCUGUCUCACCACCCAAGUCCCGGAGCUCAACGGCUGUCCGCAGCACAUACUGUCCAAGACUCUGGACAACAUCGCCUAUGUGAUGCCCGGCUUGUGAGGGCCAAGGCCACUGGGAGUUCUACUGCCAGUAUACCCAUACUGCCACUGAUGGAAGUUACAGUACGGGAGGACUGUUGGAUGGAUCAAGCAACACACUUUCUUUCUUUAUUUUAACAUUUUAAAUAAGGGAAAGGACUUGAAGCAUUGCACAGUUUUGCACUGGACAUAUGGACACGGACACUGCUAGUUUUAACCACGCCCCCAUUUUUAACAUUUGUGACUCGUUUCCUUCAUUUUCAUUUGUUAUAUUUACAAUUAAAGAUAUUUUAGUGAAUUGUUUUAA